Molecule: messenger RNA, 1389 nt
Organism: Phanerochaete carnosa HHB-10118-sp
Lineage: Eukaryota; Fungi; Basidiomycota; Agaricomycetes; Polyporales; Phanerochaetaceae
Exons: 8
Coding region: 52-1296 (414 amino acids)
Source: RefSeq, a predicted model, not a curated record
CCGACUUCUGUGAUGUCGUCGAAUAUAUUGCCAGGUAUAACGGGUACCACGAUGUCACUGGGUAUCGCACUCUGCGUCGCGGUCGCGUCUGUGUGGUUCUCCCUGUACGGGCCAGGCGCAUCCGCCCAGACCAAUGCACCGACGAGCCUCCCGCCCCAGGCGGUGUUCGUCGAUCCCGUAUCUGUCGCGGUGCUAGGAGAGAGCGGACCCUUCCGCAACUCUUCCUUCACUCAGUUCUUCAAUCCCACCAAUACCUCGCCACCUUUCUUCCAAGUCUUUCAUCCGGACUUCGUCACAAAAGUCUUGGGCACUUCGGCUUCGAUACGACAAAUCGCAUCAAACUCAGGCUUCGCAUUUGCACAUGAGGCGCCAAUCUUUUUGCCUGAGACGGACGAGGUCACCUUUGCUAGCAACGAUGGAGGACUACUAGGUUUCAGCGACCUAAACCACAAUAAUAGGGUUUCGAAGAUCAAUUUAGGUGAAGUAGCGCGCGCUGCAAACGCGUCAGGAAGCAAGACUAGUCCAUUGAACGUCACCGUGACUGCCCUUUCCUUGCCAUCGCCCAUUCAGAUGACGAACGGCGGCACGGGACCAUUUCAUGGCCAACUCAUCCUGGUUAAUAGUGGACGAGGCCAGCUUCCGCCGAACAUCGCCCUUGUCAAUCCCGCCUCUCCCAACAAUGCUACGGUCAUCUUGGACAACUACUUCGGUCGUCAGUUUAACUCGCUGAACGACGUGAAGAUCCACAGACAGACAGGCAUGAUUUUCUUCACGGACACGAUCUACGGAUUCCUCAACCAAUUCCGCCCGGAGCCCCUUAUACCCGGCCAAGUCUAUCGACUUGACCCCACCACACGCCGCGUUAAGGUUGUCGCAGACGGAUUCGACAAGCCGAAUGGCAUCGCAUUCUCAGAAGAUGGCAAGACAGCUUUCAUUACAGAUACGGGGUCAUCAGGAGGAUUCCUGGGUAACAACCAGACUGAACCAGCCACAAUCUACGCAUUUGACGUGGACCCGAAAACUCAGGCGUUCGCUAACCGCCGUGUGUUCGCAUACGUCGAUACCGGCAUCGCCGACGGCAUACAGCUGGAUACGCAGGGUAACGUCUAUUCUGGCACCGGAGACGGGGCACAGGUCUGGGACUCGACCGGUACCCUGCUGGGAAAGUUCUUCCUGGGCACGGUGUCGUCAAACUUGAUUUUUGCGGGCAAGGGACAGCUGGUUAUUCUUGCUGAGACAGCCAUAUAUCUCGCGGAGAUCAAAGCGAGCGGGUUCGACCUGGCAUUCCCCCAGUGAUGAUGCACGCCCUCAGUUGUGAAAAAUUUCUGUGUCCUGAAGUGUAUACUCACCAAAUGAAGUGGGUUGAAUGAAUAUGAAGCUUACAUCAUU